AAGUGACGAUUUGUUUAUUUAAAAACGUAAGGAUUAAUUAUAACAAAACCAAAAAAAUUGUCUAGACAUUUAAUCGAAAAUUAUAUAUUAAAAGCAAAUAUUGUAGAAAAAACCUUCUAUGAUAGUUUUUAAAAGUGCGUCGCGAACGUUGCAUAUUUGGCACGGACGUCGGCAGCAUAAUUAAGGUGCCAGUCGUAAUGGUUUCCAAUACCACUUUAGCCAAGAUAGCGGCCUACGGAGGAAUUUUCGUGGUGGGGUCGGGGUACUUCAUGAGGAACAAGAUCGAAGAAGGCAUCAAGAAGUCAGACUUCUUCAGGGAGUCGAUGAAGCAGCUGCGCGCGAACCAGGGGGCCGUGUCGCUGUUCGGCGAGCCCAUCAGAGACGGGCGGCUGAACCUGGGCAGCACCGGGACCAACUUCUGCGACGGCACGCGCGCCCAGUUCCAGGUGCCGGUGAAGGGCCCGGCCGCGAAGGGGACGCUGCACCUCUGGGCGGAGCGCGAGACCCACGAGCAGCCCUGGGACGUGUACAGACUCGAGCUGGAGCUGAAAGACAUGCCGGACAAGCGAGUGGUGCUCCGGAACAAGCCUUCCAAGUGUGGCAGCGCGGAGGAGAGUUCCCCGAAAACGUAAAACAAAACGCGCUAGAUGUUAAAAUUGUACAGAUUGUUCAAAGUAGCUACCUGCCUGUGAUGUAUAAAAUUCAAAUAUAUUUAUUUAUAAAAA
Molecule: messenger RNA, 725 nt
Organism: Bacillus rossius redtenbacheri
Lineage: Eukaryota; Metazoa; Arthropoda; Insecta; Phasmatodea; Bacillidae
Exons: 2
Coding region: 198-632 (144 amino acids)
Biological process (GO): mitochondrial respiratory chain complex IV assembly; mitochondrial respiratory chain complex I assembly
Cellular component (GO): mitochondrial inner membrane
Source: RefSeq, a predicted model, not a curated record